CUGUCAAUUUCCGUUGUGCGCAUUGCGCGCAUGGCACGGACUAUAGUAGCACCUCAUCUCUCGUCGUUUUUCAGUCCGCUGUAGUGAGAGCACAGCGAACGUACGUACGUAACGUCGUGCGCGCGCGCGCUCUCUCUUUCUCUCUUAUUGUCUGUCUCUUUCUCGCUCUCGCAGUUUUCGAUGCCUACCUACCUCUCCGCUGCAGUAUACUUUAGUGGCAGGUGGUGUGUAUAUGUGAAAGCGCGCGUUUCUCGCGGAUGAGCAUCAUAUCAAGUGUGAUCGACGUGAAGAAGGCGUUUUGUCGUCGUCGAGUCUCUCUUUUUCGUUGUUGUCGUCAUCCGGCGACAAACAGACAGGUCAGAUCAGCCGCUUGCUCUCUGUUGCCAAAAGAAACGCGCAGUGUGUGUCUGUGUAUGUGAGCGUACUACCAUCCUAUCGUGCGCGCCGAUUGAUUUCCGCGUGACGACCUCGUCGAGGGCGCACGUUCUCUCUCUCUGUCUCGCGAGCGCGAGUCGAGUCUCUCGCUCGCAGUGUCAAGCCGGAUAGCUCGCGGUCAAAGAUGCCGUUACUCAGAAAGAAACCCUUUCAAAGGUUACACGUCUCAUCGGACUUUCGCGACGACGACGAGGUAUUCCAUUGCGCCGUGACCAACGAAAUCUUCAAGGAUUACAAUGAGUUCUGCGAGAGAAUCAUUCUCUGCAACUCCAUGGUAUGGUCCUGCAGCAUUACUGGCAAGUCGGGUAUGACCUAUGAGGAAGCUUUACAAUGUGAGGAGCAUGCUAAGGAGAGUCUUAAAGAGUUUCCAAUGGAGCUAAGAAUCCCAAUACUUUAUCUAGCAAGUAAAACAUCCAGAACUUCAUUGGGAGAGAUGAUUGAGGAUGUAUAUCAAUAUGCCAGGGAAAGAUAUUUCAUUGGAGAAAUGGUUGAAGCUAGUUUUACAGAAGAUUCUUGGUGCGAGUGUCAUGUUCUUCAAGUUAUAGAGCCUACUGAACAACAAAUACAAGCUUACAAUGCAGAUAAUAGCAAAAGCCUACAUCAACAAGAUAGACAGUAUUAUCCACCAGCAAGAUUAUUUCGUUAUGAGGUUGAACAGCUUGACAGUGGUGAUUCAGAUGUCAGUCAAUUGAUGAUUGUCGAAGCAUCGCAAAUUCGCAGAAAAAAACAACAGUACAGCAGAGAACGAAAUAAAAUUUUCCUAAGGAUGCUGUGCGAACAAAGCACCACUGGAAUAUGGGUUGUGAAGGAAAGUAUUUUGCAGAAAUAUGGUAUCAAUAAAACACGUUUUGAUUCAUUGUUUGCUGGGCCUCUACCUGAUUUUACAUCAAAACCAAGGAAGGUUGUAAAACAGAAGCAAGAAUUUAUGGAUAAGUUCCUUGUUUCAGAUCCAACGAAGAUGAGAACUUUUGAUAAACCUGAUCCUCUUAAAAAGGUUAAUGAUUCUGGUGUUGUUAUGAAAAAGUAUAGAAAACCAAGAAUGAAUGGUAAAUUCAAAGAGGAAUUAAAAGCAAAAGCUUUAGAAGAGAAAGCAAAAAAGAAAGAAGAACGCGAAGAAAAGCGAGAACGUAAAAAAGAAGAAAAAUUAAAACAAGCAGCAUUGGCAGCUUACGUUAGGAUGUGGAAUAAACCACGAGAAGAUUUAGAGUGUGAAGAUCUAAAACCACUUCCAGAAGCCACUCCAUUCACUAGUGAUUUAUUAAAUGAUAAAUUCGGUGACUUUGCAAUGAUUUUGGAGUUUCUUGACUUUUUCUAUGAUGAAAUCGAAGUUAAAACUUAUUUUUCUAAUGGCGUUACAUUAGAUGUAUUGCAAAAAGCCAUGACAGACAAAGAAGUCACUGGGGCUUUUAACGAUCUUGUUCAACUGCUUCUCGCUAAUAUUUUUAAAUAUCAGGCUGAAGAGGAAGAUGAAAUUCACGCCGAUUCCACCGAAGAAGGUGGUGAAAAUGUUGAGAACCAGAGAAUCUCUUCUAUGGCAGAAGCGGUUAAAUUAGCAACAAUGGCAUCAACCUGGUGUCAAACUCAUCAAGGAUGUCAGUUAUCAGAGCUUGCAUUAGACUAUUACACAAUGAGUGAAAUUUUGAGGCAGCACCUUUUAAGCUCCGGCGGUCGUAUUAGUGAAGCAGCUUCUAAAUGGAGAUAUUCUCAAAGAGGUGGCUACACAAAUCAUGAUGAUCCAGCUUUGUUACUCAGAAUAGAGCAGCCUAAAAUUUUACGAGCUCUGAGUCAUCGCAAUAUAUGUGAAUUUGACAUAGAAGAACGAAUGACCGUUAUCAUAUGUUUGAUUAAUCAGUUAUUGACAUUCGCGUCUAUUCGUGAUAUCAUAGAUGAAAGGUAUGAAAAGCUGUUUCAUGCGAAAAAAGAAUUGAAAUCUUUUAUUAUUGCUGAACAAAAGAGAGAAAAAGAAGAAAAGGAAAAGUUAAAAGAGAAAGAGAAGGAAAAGGAAAAAGAAAAAGAGGGCAAAGUUGAAGAAGUUGAAGAACCAGAACUCAAGAAGAUCACAAGGAAUAAUUGCAAAGAGGAAAAGAGAAAAGAAGAGUAUGAAAUUAAAUUGAAGGAAUUACAACAAGCAUCAAAAGAUGACCAAAUGAUGGUUCUUUUGGGUUAUGACAGAGCACAUAGAAAAUAUUGGCGAUUAUUAUCUAUACCAGGUAUUUUUGUCGAAAAUUUUGAUCCUUGGCCAGGAACGUGUCUUCCAGAAGGUACGCCAUACAUGCCAGAAUUAACAGACAGUGAUACUUUAAACAAUUAUCUGAAAGGCAAGUUCGAGGAUGAAACCAGUGAUAAAGAGAAUACAUUCAAAAAAAUUAAACAAACGAAGCAAAAAAUUUUCACUGAAAAAAACGGCGUUAAAUCUCCUCGCAAAGACAUUAAAAAGGACAUGCGCAAGAGUUUAAUGGCUUGCACUGGCAACAAAGACUGCCCAGUUCAUGUAAAUAGAGUCGGCUCUAAAUGGAGCUUUUAUAGCACUGUAGAAGAAUUAGAUAACCUAAUAUCUUCACUAAGUGAGAGAGGAGUCCGAGAAUCGGAACUUAAGCAUAAUCUUAUUAAUGAAAGGGAAAGUAUAGUAGCAGCAAUAAACGAAUGCCCAAAAUAUAGAUUCAAUUCCGAACUCUUCAAUGAUCCGCCAAAAGAUACAUCCAAGUCGAAGAAAAAAGCCGACAGCAAUCAUACAACGUAUCCUCCUGAUAUGCCGAUCAGCGACAUAUUAGAGAUAAACCUACGCGAUUUCGUGUUAGAUUUAGAAGAUAAACUAAAAGUCGGUUGUUUGGGUUCGUUAAAAGUACGCGAUCGCGAGGCUUGGAGGAACGCAAUAAACAAUCGCAAGUACGACAAGCAAUGUGAUAAGUUAGUGUUUGGCUUGAACGAGACUCCAGUGGAUGCAGCUGGUAAUGGAAUAAUAGAUAAAAUCAAAAUCGAAACAAAGUCGAAUAGCAGAGCUGGAACACCUGACUCGGACAUAGCUAACUCGAAUACAAAAGUUUAUCGUGAUCCAGGCAAGUAUCUUGGCCCACCAGAGAGCAAUGAAUCGAGUCCAGAUUCAAUGCAACAAACCACAAUCAAACAGAUGGCAUGUGCUAUUUUGCAAGUGUCUCAUGCCGUCGAACCUAAGUACCUGAAAAAACCACUUGGUCUCGACGAAAAAGACAAAAAGACGUCGAAUGAAGAGGCUAGGGAUAGGUGGGAGCAAUCCCUCAUGGCAUCUACUAGCUGGUCCCAGCUCUUUGUACAUUUGAAUACCUUAGAAAAUAGUAUUGCUUGGAGUAGGAGUGCGUCCAAUGCACAGUGCAGAAUUUGCAGGAGGCGUAGAGAUGCUGAAAAUAUGUUACUUUGUGAUGGUUGCAAUAAAGGUCAUCAUUUGUAUUGCCUGAAACCAAAACUUAAUUACGUACCAGAAGGUGAUUGGUUCUGUCAAUCGUGUAAGCCACGAGAAACCAAGCCAAAAGAGAAAGCAAAGAAAAGGAGGAAAUUCGAGGACGAUGUAGAAGAAGAAGUCCUUACAAAAGAAACAAGGCAUGCUCGUGCAAAACGAGUGGCGGAAAGUGAAGACGAAGAAGAGGAGGCAGCAGAUGAAAAUGACAGUGAGCAUGAAAUAUCAAACAACCAAGUUUGUUCAGUAUGUGAUCACGAUGGUAAACUUGUAGAAUGCGAUAACUGUUCAAAGUGUUAUCACACCGACUGUCUUGAUCCUCCACUGGCAAGACCACCGCGAGGUCGUUGGACGUGUUAUUCUUGUAAAGCAAGGAAAAAUAAUUCGAGGCCAGCAUUGAGAAGUCGCGAAAGGGAUAGGGAGUCAGAGCGAAGCUGCGCAGCUAUGGCACGCUCCCGCAUCCACGGCUUUGCCAAGAGCCUACUUACAAAAGACUCGAAAGACUGGGACGACAGCAGUUUGUCCGAUGAAAUCGAACAUUCAAGAAAUACAAGGCGGUCAGCGAAAAGAGCAGCCGAAAUUGAAUACGAGGAAGAGCUAAGACACUCGAUAAAAGGUUCUAAACCAACACUUCUAGCACUACUGGGCGAAAUAAAACGUCAUCGAGAUUCUUGGCCUUUCAUGUCGCCCGUUCUCAAGGACGAGGUCCCUGAUUAUUACGAUUACAUUUCUCAACCGAUGGACUUUGGCACGAUUAAGAGCAAACUUGAAGACGGCAAAUAUGGCACCGUCCAGGAAUUUUUCAGCGAUUGUUUACUGAUUUUUGAUAAUUUUCAAACAUAUAAUACUGAGCACAGUGAAGUUUACAAUUACGUUUAUAGAGCCGGCAUGAGGCUACAGAAAUUCUUCGAGAAGCGGUGUAAAGAGCUGAACCUCAAUUACGAUGAAGACGCUAUUCGGCAGCCACAGGCUAAAAUGCAAAAGCUUCAGGAAAAUGGCCAAAAUGGUGUAGAGCACAGCGACGAUAACGAGGAUGAUUCAGAAGAUGACAGCUAGAAAAAAAUUCGGCUUCGAUUAUGAUAUAAUUUACAACGACUUGCCUUCCAUCGGAAUCAGAAUUAAAAAAUCAAUUCUUCUUUUCUUUUUAUUACAAACCGUACGUGUAUUUCAGUGAACUUUACAAGCAAAUCGCUAGUAGAAGAAAUAAAUAUGUGUUUGUGAAGACGAGACUCAUGGAGUCUCCGUUGUGCAGUAAAAUAAAAUAU
Phymastichus coffea is the source of this 5130-nucleotide messenger RNA. It is a transcript of the gene Acf, whose product is annotated as bromodomain adjacent to zinc finger domain protein 1A. Lineage: Eukaryota; Metazoa; Arthropoda; Insecta; Hymenoptera; Eulophidae. Gene Ontology annotation, molecular function: protein binding. The record is from RefSeq and is a predicted model, not a curated record. The transcript is spliced from 14 exons. Gene Ontology annotation, biological process: chromatin remodeling. The coding region runs from base 560 to 4921 and encodes 1453 amino acids.